Quercus lobata is the source of this 817-nucleotide messenger RNA. It is a transcript of the gene ERD15, whose product is annotated as dehydration-induced protein (ERD15). The record is from RefSeq and is a predicted model, not a curated record. Lineage: Eukaryota; Viridiplantae; Streptophyta; Magnoliopsida; Fagales; Fagaceae. The transcript is spliced from 3 exons. The coding region runs from base 118 to 585 and encodes 155 amino acids.
UCACGCGUUUCACGCUCUCUCUUCUCUUUGCCCAAACACUCCGAACCUAAAGCUUCGUCAAAGAUAUUUUCGCUCAAAAAAAGAUAAAAAGUACAAAGUUAGAUUUGAUCGGGAAGGAUGGCUCUGGUUUCAGGAGGAAGGUCGACUCUAAACCCCAAUGCCCCACUUUUCAUUCCUGCUGCUUUCCGCCGAGUGGAGGAUUUCUCUCCAGAAUGGUGGCAAUUGAUUACCACCUCAACAUGGUACCGUGACUACUGGCUAAGCCAGCAUCAAGGCGAGGAUGGUUUCUAUGACAAUGCUGAGGUUGACUUUAAUAGUGUCAAUGUUGCUGAUUUACUGCCAGAGAGCUUUGAUUUUGAUGACGAUGACGAUUUUUCAAGUAUGGAAGCUCAGUUUGAGGAGUUCAUCCAAUCUUCCGAAACUGAAGGCUUUGGAGUGAAUGCUGCUGAGGCAGUGAUGAAGAAUUUGAAGUCUUUGGAGGAAAGAAGUCCCAAGGCUCCAGUGCAACCAGCAAAGUAUGCAGAAAAGGCAACUAAGGGCUUGAGUGCAAAAUGCAGCCCCCGACGCAUCCAGCAGCCCCGUUAAACAAGAACAAGAGCUUGCCGUGACUUUAGUUUGUAGUUUAUCCAGCACUUGAACAAAGUAAUGUGUAGCUUUUGCAUUCUGUAACUUUCUGUAUAGAGCAAGGUUGCAACUCUUGUAUCCACCCUUGUUCAUUCUUAGUGUCUUUUGUUCAGUUUACAGUCAGCGUACCAACAAAACCUCCAUGAAAAUGUAAAACUAAAAAAAUGUAAAAUUUUAACAAAGAAAAAAAAAA